This is a messenger RNA of Oryza sativa Japonica Group (Japanese rice), 821 nucleotides long. RefSeq names its product glycine-rich RNA-binding protein blt801. Gene Ontology annotation, molecular function: RNA binding. The record is from RefSeq and is a predicted model, not a curated record. NCBI's taxonomy places the organism in Eukaryota, Viridiplantae, Streptophyta, Magnoliopsida, Poales, Poaceae. Gene Ontology annotation, cellular component: nucleus.
GGUCAGGCACUCCGGUCGUCUUCCUCGUGACCUCGUCAAGUCCUCAGCUCUCGUUUGGCAUCCAAAGAAGAAUUAGGUGUUAUUACUAGGGUUUAGAGAGGUGUUGAUUACUAGGGUUUAGAGAGGGAAAGGAAGGGAAGGGCUAUGGCGGCGCCGUGGUGGGACUCGGAGUACAAGGACCGCUCCUCGCUGGAGUACCGCGUGUACGUCGGCAACCUGCCCUACUCCGUCGACGAGCAAACCCUCAUGGACUACUUCGCCGACUACGGCGCCAUCAGUGCCGAGAUCGCUUGGGACAGUGAGAUGGGGAGGCCACGCGGGUUCGGGUUCGUCAACUUCGAGGACAACGAGUCGGUGAACGCCGCCAUCCACGGCAUGAACGGCCAGGACAUCGGCGGCCGCAAGGUCACCGUCGCGCGGGCCCAGAUGCGCCCCCGCCGCUGGAGGGCGUGACCGCGCCGCCGGCGGACGGCCGGCCGGCGGCGAGGAGGUCGACCUGAAUGAGCGGAGAAGACUCUACCUACCUACCUACCCUAAGCUAUCUAUGCUGCAGAUCUACUAGCUAGUUUUAGUCAUUCGUCGUGUUGGUAGUUUGGUUAAUUAGGGUUUAAGCGGUGGAUGCUUAAUUAAUUAAUCAGUCUCUGUUGGUAAUCUCCUGGAUAUGCAAGCUUAGGGCCUUAUUAGGAUAUGUUGUUUAAUUAGGUGUGUGUUUAUGCUUGUAAUCAUCAAUUGCAGUCUGCACUCUGCAGCACGUACCUGAGUGUGUGUAAGUUUGAUGGCUAGCGUUUAUGUUAAGAAUGACUCUAUCUGCUGCCACGUCA